AUGUUUUUCGUAAUAAAAAAAUUACUGAAAAUAAUAAAAAUAAAAAGCAAAUUAAAAUUUAUAUCAAAAAUAAUAAUUACAAUAAUGACUAAAUUUACUAAUACAUUAUCAUCAACGGAAAAUAUUACAAGUGAAGAAACUUAUCCUCUAUUAAUUACUGAAAAAAUAUCAAUUUCUACGAAAUUAUCAUAUUCUUUGGGACAUAUAUUUAAUGAUCUUACAGCAGCUAUGUGGUUUUCAUAUACUUUGAUAUAUUUACAAAGAAUAGCUAAACUCGAACCAUUGUCGGCUGGUGCUUUACUAUUAUUGGGUCAACUGAUAGAUGCUUUAAUGACACCAAUUUUUGGAAUACUUGUGGAUAAAUAUCACAGAAAAAAAACAUGGCAUAUUAUUGGAUCAGUUCUUGUGACGUUGUCAUUUCCAAUUAUUUUUGGAAGUUUUUUUGAUAGCGUUAAAAAUAAUUACAUUUCAAUGAUUAUUUAUAUUAUAAGUAUAAUUGUAUUUCAAACCGGAUGGGCUGCAGUUCAAAUUUCUCAUUUGUCUAUGAUACCUAUGUUGACUAAUUUACCAUUGAUACGAGCAGAAUUAACAGCUAUCCGCUAUUCAGCUCAAGUAAGUGCAGCUGUAUUAGUUUUUAUAGUCACUUGGAUAGUUCUCCCAACAAAUGAAAAUUCUAUAGUAAAAUUAAGUGAACAAGACGACAUUAAAUUUCGAAAUAUCGUUUUAAUUGUAACAACAUGUGGUGUGACUGCAACAAUUAUAUUUCAUGCAUCAUUAAAGUCUCAUUUACUAGAACACAAUAACCAUUGUAAUACUAUUGAAUCAUUAAUUACAAUUCCGUCGUUAAAAACUGAUUGUGAAAAUUCAUCAAACAAUAGUACCAAUAAAAAUUAUUUCUAUAGUAAUAGUAAUAAUAAUAAUAUAUCAAGAACGAUAACAACAGAUAGUAGUAUUGGUGUUAGAAUUUUAUUAAGAGUUGCUUUGCUGUAUGUUGCUAGUCGAUUAUUUAUUACUUUAGCGACAGUUUAUUUACCACUUUAUAUUGAAGAAACUGAUGUUGGUGGUAAACAAGCAUUAGCAACUGUACCUUUAGUAUCAUACAUUGCAUCAUUUAUAUCAUCAUUAACACUUAAGUAUAUUAAUCAAUCAUGUGGUACCAAGAUUUGUUAUUUACUGGGCACCCUUAUUGGAAUAUUAGGAGCAAUUAUUACAGAAUUUGUAGGAAAUCAUGAAAUAGUAAUAUAUUCAAUAGCUAUUUUAAUUGGAGCUGCAAGUUCAAUAACUAUGGUUACUGCAUUAAGUAUUACGGCAGACUUUAUAGGAAUGAAAACGGAAAAUAGUGCACUGAUCUAUUCUAUUGUUACUUUUUUAGAUAAAAUUAUUACAGGAUUAGUUGUGGUUUUUAUUGAAAAAUGGCGAUGCAUAGAUCAAGAAUUGUGCCCAAAUUAUAAUCGAGAUACACUUGCAGUUGUUUGUUGUGGAUCAAUGGGGCUAGGACUAAUUGCACUUAUAUCAUUAUUCCGAUAGUAAUGAGUACAUUAUUCCACGUAUAU
Molecule: messenger RNA, 1553 nt
Organism: Microplitis mediator
Lineage: Eukaryota; Metazoa; Arthropoda; Insecta; Hymenoptera; Braconidae
Product: major facilitator superfamily domain-containing protein 12-like
Exons: 6
Coding region: 1-1527 (508 amino acids)
Biological process (GO): carbohydrate transport
Cellular component (GO): membrane
Molecular function (GO): symporter activity
Source: RefSeq, a predicted model, not a curated record